CGGGCAGCGGCGCUUACACGGCUGUCAAGGAGGAAGAAACCCACCGGGAGCCACCGGGAAGACUGGAGCUCGUUGCCUCCGGACUAUAAACACAACAGACCGACAUUUUGAUUGUUGAGAUUUCGACGUUUCGGCUCGAGAUGGAGCUUCCGGAUUUGGGAGAGCACUGCUCCGAGAAAACCUGCACACGUUUAGAUUUUCUUCCAAUGCGAUGUGAUGCCUGUAAAGAGAUCUUCUGCAAGGACCACAUCACCUAUGCAACUCACAAAUGCAUGUCGUCCUACCAGAAGGACAUCCAGGUCCCAGUAUGUCCUUUGUGUGACAUCCCCAUUCCCGUCAAGAGGGGAGAGAUGCCCGACAUUAAAGUCGGUGAACACAUUGAUCGGGAUUGCAAAUCGGACCCUGCGCAGAGAAAAAGAAAGAUUUUCACAAAUAGAUGUUCUCAAGGAGGCUGUAAGCAGAAGGAAAUGAUGCGAGUGACCUGUGACCAGUGUCAUUCCAAUUACUGUCUUAAGCACCGGCACCCACUAGACCACGAUUGUAAGACUGAUGGGAAACCUGUGUCCAAAUCUGGACAUUCUGCUUUAAUGAGGGCCCAAGGUGCUUCCUCCACCACCUCAUCAUCAUCAUCAGCAUCAGGUUCAAGAAACUCAAGAUCCUUCUCUAAUGGCGUCAGUGCCAACAGCAGAGGACAUGGCUCUGGCACCACGCAGCAGAUUCCUACUUCCGUAGCAGCACAGAAUGUGUUGCCACCAUCAGCAUCCUUUCAGGCCGGCAUGACGGAGGAGCAGGCUUUGCAAAAGGCCCUGGAGAUGUCUUUGGCCGAUUCGAGACCAACGGCUCAGCCGGCCCUUACCCCUCAGGAGCAGGAGGACCAGGCGCUCGCUCAGGCGCUCGCUGCCAGCGAAGAAGAGUGCCGCCAUCAGCAGCAGAGACAACAGGCGAGAGAGUCCAAAUCGUCCAACUGCAGCCUUUCUUAAUCUCGGAGCACCAUUUGGACUUCCAGCUGUGCCACUCGUCUACUAGCACCUGCACAUCUGGAAUAUAGAUACCCGGGCUCAAUGAUUGUUCAAUGAAUACAUCCUCUUGGAAGUUGCUCAGAUAUUACCGCCUUCUACAAUACAAGCACAUACUUUCCCAGCAGGAUCUGUCAUUUUUACUAAUCCUUGGCUCUGUACAUAUUUUAUAUGCUGAUCAUGAAGCAUUAUAUUAUCAUAUAUAUGAAUAUUGAAUAAAUUAUUUCAAAUAUGCGCCGUGAA
This is a messenger RNA of Pseudoliparis swirei, 1259 nucleotides long. It is a transcript of the gene zfand2a, whose product is annotated as zinc finger, AN1-type domain 2A. Gene Ontology annotation, biological process: proteasome-mediated ubiquitin-dependent protein catabolic process; protein targeting to ER. Gene Ontology annotation, cellular component: endoplasmic reticulum; cytoplasm. The transcript has 10 exons. Bases 141 to 980 code for a protein of 279 amino acids. Gene Ontology annotation, molecular function: zinc ion binding. NCBI's taxonomy places the organism in Eukaryota, Metazoa, Chordata, Actinopteri, Perciformes, Liparidae. The record is from RefSeq and is a predicted model, not a curated record.